UUCAACUGAUUGUCUUGUCCAGAAAAACUUCAGAUCGGAUUUAUAACACCCGGAAUUGUGGGUGAUUUGAGGAGGAGAUUCAACAUGAGAUCUGGUAGUGAAGGAGCCAUGUUUGUGAAGGUUGCAGUGGUCCUUCUGUGCCUUGUAAAUCUUUGUAAUGGUGAAGAUCAUAUUGUAGGAGAUAGCACUGGGUGGGAUUUCAAUGUGGAUUAUGAGUCCUGGGCUUCCAAGCAUACAUUUCGUGAAGGUGAUAACUUAGUUUUCAAAUACAACUCCAUGCACACAGUGGUGAAGGUGAAUAGUUCAAACUAUGAAACUUGCAAUCCAGAUUUGCCCUUGUCCGAAGAUGACAAUGGCAAUACCAUUGUUUCUCUUAACUCAGUGGGAGAACACUAUUUCAUAUGCGGUAUUGGAAGUCACUGUCGUGCAGCAAAAAUGAAAUUGAAGGUCACUGUAACUGGCACGUCGAUAUCUCCAUCAAUGGAUCCUGCUGGUGUCCCUGCCACCCCCUCCUCCACAUCUCCUUUACACAACAAGGAUUUUUAUGUCUUUGUAUCAGUCUUAUCUUUUGUGUGCUCUUUCAUUUUCUUCUAAUUGGGGAAUGAUAUCCUAUAGACAUUUUCAAAAUUGAAAUAAUUUAUAAACUUUGGAUU
Molecule: messenger RNA, 653 nt
Organism: Cryptomeria japonica (Japanese cedar)
Lineage: Eukaryota; Viridiplantae; Streptophyta; Pinopsida; Cupressales; Cupressaceae
Product: stellacyanin
Exons: 2
Coding region: 85-594 (169 amino acids)
Cellular component (GO): plasma membrane
Molecular function (GO): electron transfer activity
Source: RefSeq, a predicted model, not a curated record